Macroventuria anomochaeta is the source of this 448-nucleotide messenger RNA. RefSeq lists its product as uncharacterized. The transcript has a single exon. Lineage: Eukaryota; Fungi; Ascomycota; Dothideomycetes; Pleosporales; Didymellaceae. The record is from RefSeq and is a predicted model, not a curated record. The coding region runs from base 18 to 230 and encodes 70 amino acids.
CUAGACUCCGCUCACUGAUGCCAAGACGCGUGCUGCUGCUUCGUAUGCUGUCAAGAAAUAUCUCCUUGAUGCCACAAAGCGGGAACCUUCUCGCUUGGUCUGCAGGCUGGGCAAACCGCUGGACGUUCCCAGGCAAUGACAAGACCUCCACCGCCAUUACAACACUCAGACCAAGACUGUCAGCGAGCAGAUCGUCGAGAACACAAAGCAUGACAUGUUUUGUCCAAUAAGACCUGCCAAACGGAGUCCUGUGCGUAGGCUCCGUGCUAACCUACCACUUUAGGGCAUCUCUCUCGACACCAAUAGCAACGUUGGUGGUCUUGACUAUUUCAGGACGUGAGGCUGCUGCUAGGAGUGUUUUCUAGUGUAGUGGUUGUUGUGUUCAUGUCUUCAAUGUAUAUACUUAACGUUAAUCCGAGGAGACAUCACCUCUCCCACCUGCCCUAGC